AGGAAACGGAUCCUUAUUUGGCAACAAUUCUGGCUAUCCCUUCAGUAAACUUGCCAACUUCGAGUUUUCUUUCCUCGGCUUUGUCUGCUGCUGCUGUUCCUGCUACAGGGAAGGCAAAGCCAGGCAAAGAAAAAUCAGCCAAAUCCUUACCAUCUGCCAAAGUGAGUUCCCGUAUGGCAAUGAAUGUAUCACCUGAAGAAUCUCCAGUGCAAGACGAGAAAAAGUCCGAAAGAAAUGAGCCAAUCCAAAACCAAGCUGUUCCCGAAACCCGUGUUUUCAAUACUUUGAAUGUGUCUUCUCCAAAUGGAUUGGUACUUACCUUUAUUGGUCAAAAAUUCUCAGGUGAGGAAAAAGGAGAGAAAGACAAAAAUGAUGAUGAAGACAGCAAAACAGAUGAGACUAAAUCAGGUGAAGUCAAGCUGGAAGAAAUCAAAACAGAAGACAGCAAAGAAAAGCAGGCUCAGCCCCAUGAACCUCUAGCUAAAGACAAUGGAGACAAGACCAUCAAUGCCAAAACCAGUGUUGAAUCUGGAGCAGAUCUUACCAUCAAGAAUGAGAUUGCCAUGGACAGCAAGGCUGAGAUGGAAUCAGAGGAUAACAGUAUGGACAAGGAAUCUCCUUUUGAAAUAUUUAUUAGGCAGAGCUAUCCACAAAGAGUAAAACAGUUGCAACUUCAGAAAACAGUGAAGAAACCAAUAGAGCAAGAAGUAUCCAGAGUAAUAACAAGACAAGGGACUGUUGUAAAGUACAUGAUAGAUGGAUCCACUCAGAUACUCUUUGCUGAUGGCACAGUGAUUAGGAGUCCAGACUCUGGCCCUGUGAUCCCACCUCCACCUGCACCCAGCACACCUCAUACAGAGAUCACACCCACACUGGAGACAAGCACCAAAAAAGGCAGAAAAAAUACUAAAGGUCUGCUUGCAGGAAAAAAUGAAACUAUGGAAACAAUUGCUCAAGAACAAAUGCCUGAACCUGAACAAUCUACUGAUGCCUUUGCUGGCACCUGGAUAACGACUACCCCAUUAGGCAUUCAGAUAGGUACCAAGGGAACCGAAAAACUUGACCUGAAACCACUCUUGUCUUACCAGGCCACUGAUCCAGUUAAUGGAACGGUAAUGGUAAUGAGAGAAGAUAAAGUAUUAAUGGUGGAGAAAACCGAUGGAUCCCGAAUAGUAGAUCAUGCUGAUGGCACCAGAAUAAGCACCCUCUUCCAGGAAUGUGUGGAAAUUGUUUCUCCUAAUGACAGUGAGGAAGCAGACAGUUACCCUCAAACCACCACAAGGAAGGUGAAAUGCAUGCGUAUCGAAAAUCCACACUUUGCAACAGUCCUAACAAACUCUGAGGACAGCACUUGUUGUGCCGUUUUUGCUGAUGGCACUUCAAUUAUUUCCAAGCCACAAGGAACAUACCAGAUUUUACCCAUAAACAAAGGUUCCCUCUUCAUCGAUGAAAAUUACUCUGCAGUUUACUCACCAGAGGCAUUUGAAAAAAAUGAUAGUGAACUGAUGUCCAGUGAUGAGAACCAGCGUGUAGGGAAAUACAUUAUGAAACACAAUUCCAAGAUUGUUUGUGAGAUGACAGACGUCACAGGAAAUAUUUUCAAGGUCAUGGCUGAUGGUAGCACAUCUACAUUCAUUCCUUCCAUUGAUGCUGAGAACAAAGUAACUGAACCCGCAGAAAUUCAGACUCCUGUGAUAUAUGGGGAACAUGCACCCAGAUUCUUCAUUGUCCAUGCGGAUGGCUCAGGAACUGAACUCCUCCGCACCAAACAUACAGAAGAAUAUCUGGCAAUGGCAUAUGGUCAUCCCACUAUAACUGUUCUUCGGGAGGCAAUAAAAGAAUGCCCAGGAGUCCUAAGCAUUACUGUUCUUUGCCCUUUGACUGAAGUAUCUCAAUGGAUAAUGAAAAAAGACUCUGACACCAUUGUUCCUUAUAGUCUACAAUCCAGAGAUUGGGAAAACUUUCCUCCUGUUGAGAGAAAGACUCCUGGCCCUCCGUUUGGAAUGCAUGCUUGGAAAGGCCUGUGCAUUGAGUUCAAGGAAUUAGCAGUUUCUCCUGCACCUAUAAAAAAAUGUCCAAAUGUGCUCCAAAUUCGACGACUAAUCCAGUAUGAGCCAAUCAGUAAUGAAUUAAGAGACAAAUUGCAAUCUUCUGUCAAGGAAUACAUUUACAAAAUCAUUAAGCAAGAAGAUGAGAUGCAAGAAAGGAUGAUUAAAGAACCAAGAACAGAACAAGAAAAGAAAAAUGCUGCAGACCUUCUCAAGCUGGUUAUGUCUUUCCCCAGUCUUGAAGAAUCCUCAGACUUUUGCAGUAGAGCUCCAAUUUCUGUACUGUAUGAGCAGGCAAUGAUAUCAGAGGUGCCAAGUUCAUCACAGGAAGCAUUCUCAAAGCAAACGGAUGAAUAUUGGAAAAUGAUGAGGAUGAGGUAAGAGAAUUUGGUGCAAGAAACAAUUCCAAAAGUUAUAGCAAUGGUUUUCUUAGUAUCGUAUGCCUGGAUGUGUGUGUUGAAUUGUAGUGUAGAGUCACAGUAGGGAGAGCUCUUUCCCAGAGAGCAAAGAGACAGCAGAGCCUGGAAUGCAGAGGAUGAAGGUGGACUCACCCCUAGCCUAGAGGCGGAGCUCUCACCUCACAAUCAGGAGGUUGUGAGUUCGAUCCUAGGAGGAGGCAGAUGUAUGGUCUCCUGCUUGGGCAGGGGAUUGGACUAGAUGACCUGCAAGGUCCCUUCCAACUACGUUAAACUAGUAAAUUCACAGUGUAUCUAAUAGUUAUGCUGGCAAUUGCUUUAGUUUGCCAAGAUUUCUGUCUAUAAGUGAACACAAUAAAAUACGACUAUUCAGAAAUAACCAAAUGUGUCAUUCUUGAUUGGGCCUGACAUUAAUCUUGCCAGACUAAAGCAACCACCUGCAUAACUACUAGAUGUAGUCUGUGAAUCGCUAGGGGCGUCUGCCUUCAGCCUCUUCCUGCAAACCUCCUGUGUUUCUGGGAUACAUUCCAUCACAGUAUAUCUUGCAGAGCAGAAAUAAAUUUGGUAAAAAUACAUAAUUAAUAUUGUACUGUAGUAUUUUAUAAAACAUGAGGUUAAUAAAGGAAUUCUUUGAAGAGUUUUCUGGUGUUGUUAAUUAACUGAACUCUCUUCUCUUGAUAUCUGGUAUCUUGGUAUCUCUAUUGGAAACUGAAACACUCAGAUUACUUCAAUAUCAUCAUCAUCAUCAUCAUCAUCAUCAUCAUCAUCAUC
Molecule: messenger RNA, 3235 nt
Organism: Thamnophis sirtalis
Lineage: Eukaryota; Metazoa; Chordata; Lepidosauria; Squamata; Natricidae
Source: RefSeq, a predicted model, not a curated record